CAGCUCGAAGGCUGUGGAAAUCCAGAAGAUCGGCCUCCCAAAGUGUCAGCCGCUCCUUUGCGCCUUCUAGCUCCCUCAAGAAAGACAAUAACCUGGGUUCCUGACGGUUCCUCGGACGGUGUAGCCCCGAGCAAGGAGAAGCUUAACGAUCCAGGAGGCGAUGAACCCGCCGGCGCCGGUGACACAAACGGUCUGCCCAUGGCCGCCGGCGGCCGGUGACGAUGAGAUGUCAGCUGCUCCAGGCAUUUUCCACGGGGAGCCGGGGAUUGGGAAAAAAUAAAAAAACAAAGGCUUUGUAAGAAAAAUGUGAGUAUAAGAAGGGAAGGGUUGAUGGUAUUAGGUAAUGGAGAGGGAGUUUGGGUAUUUAUAAGGAGAUAACCUCUUUUACCCUUCUUUUAUGGUUGAGAGUGGC
Messenger RNA from Linum tenue, 412 nucleotides. The record is from the annotation of a GenBank genome assembly. NCBI's taxonomy places the organism in Eukaryota, Viridiplantae, Streptophyta, Magnoliopsida, Malpighiales, Linaceae.